This is a messenger RNA of Dentiscutata erythropus, 471 nucleotides long. The record is from the annotation of a GenBank genome assembly. NCBI's taxonomy places the organism in Eukaryota, Fungi, Glomeromycota, Glomeromycetes, Diversisporales, Gigasporaceae.
AUGUUAGAAAAAGUCGAAAGUGGAAAAAAUGUGAAGGAUCUGAAAAUGGAUAUCUUACGAGAAAUUCAUUAUAUUAUUAAAGCAUGGAAUAAAGUUAAAGAAAGAACAAUCUAUAAUUGUUGGCAUUAUACCAACAUCCUUUCAAAUAAUAAUGAUGAAAUUUUUUCAGAAGAUAGUCAAGAGAUCAAAGAAACUGAUGAAAUGCUAAAUCUUUCAAAUUCGAUUGAAAAUCUUAAUUUACCUAACUCAAUGGAAGUAGUUGAUUUCCUAGCUAUUCACGAAGAAGAAAUUUUUUGUGAAAUUCUUGAUAAAAACUCUAUGAUAGCUGAAAUUAUUGAAAUCUUUAAAGAAAGGCCUGAAGAAUCUGAUGAUGAAGAUUCUGAUAAAGCAGAUGAUAGUGUUGAAACAGCAAUUAUAAGCACAAACGAGACACUAAAAAGCUUGGAAGUAAUGCGUAUAUUUUUACUCUAG